AUGUCUAUCGGCCACCUAUUUCUGAAGCCUUCGAUUGGUGAUCAGAAGAAGCAAGGUUCUUCUGAGGAAUCUAAAGCGAUCAUCGACCAAGAAAACAGCAACAGCUCGAGAAUGAGUGCCACUCUGCAGCCCAAGAAUGAGACUAGUAAGCGAAAAAACAACCAAGGGCAGAAGAGGUAG
Messenger RNA from Prunus armeniaca (apricot), 180 nucleotides. Lineage: Eukaryota; Viridiplantae; Streptophyta; Magnoliopsida; Rosales; Rosaceae. The record is from the annotation of a GenBank genome assembly.